Molecule: messenger RNA, 1739 nt
Organism: Alnus glutinosa
Lineage: Eukaryota; Viridiplantae; Streptophyta; Magnoliopsida; Fagales; Betulaceae
Exons: 12
Coding region: 61-1239 (392 amino acids)
Biological process (GO): aspartate family amino acid biosynthetic process
Molecular function (GO): aspartate kinase activity; homoserine dehydrogenase activity
Source: RefSeq, a predicted model, not a curated record
CCCGAAACCCCGGAAAAGCCCACGGAAGAAGAGGAAAAACAGAAACCAGAGGAAAACAAAAUGAAGACUAUUCCUCUGCUUCUGAUAGGCUGUGGUGGCGUUGGGCGCCAGCUCCUCCAGCACAUUGUCUCCUGCCGAUCUCUCCACGCCAAACUGGGAGUUUACUUGAGAGUUGUGGGAGUAUGUGAUAGUAAGUCGUUGAUUGUUGUGUCGGAUGUGUUCUCAAUGGAGUUAGAUGAUAAAAUUGUAUUGGAAGUUUGCCAAGCCAAGUUGAAUGGUUCUUCUCUGCAGACGCUUUGUAGUUCCGGUGAAUAUCAAGUUCUUACCAAUUCAGAUUCAACAAGAAAAGUUAUAGACAUUGCGGCCCUGCUGGGUAAAUCAAUGGGUUUGGCCUUAAUAGAUUGCUCAGCAAGUUCGGAGACUAUUGGAGUAUUAAAACCUGUGGUUGAUUUGGGCUGUUGCAUUGUCCUGGCAAAUAAAAAGCCUCUUACUUCUACGAUGGAGGAUUAUGACAAACUAGUCUCACACCCACGUCGCAUUCGACAUGAGUCAACUGUUGGUGCUGGUCUUCCGGUCAUAGCAGCCAUAAACCGUAUACUUGCAUCUGGAGAUUGUGUGCAUCGCAUUGUUGGGAGUUUGAGUGGUACAUUGGGGUAUGUAAUGAGUGAGUUAGAAGAUGGAAAGCCAUUGAGCCAAGUUGUUAAAGCUGCUAAAAGCCUGGGGUUCACUGAACCAGAUCCACGUGAUGACCUCAGUGGGAUGGAUGUUGCAAGAAAGGCUUUGAUCCUUGCUCGGCUUCUUGGUUGGCGGAUUAACUUGGACAGCAUUAAGAUUGAGAGCUUGUUUCCUGAAGAAAUGGGAACCAAUGUAAUGUCUGUUGAGGACUUCCUGGAUUGUGGGGUAUUAUUGCUUGAUGAAGAUAUCCAAGAGAGAGUGAAUAAGGCUUCUCUAAAUGGGCAUGUGCUACGUUAUGUCUGUGUGAUUGAGGGGUCAAGGUGUGAAGUUGGCAUUCAAGAGCUUCCUAAGGAUUCUCCGUUGGGAAGGCUUAGAGGAAGUGACAAUGUGUUGGAGAUAUACAGCCGAUGUUAUAAGGAGCAGCCACUGGUUAUUCAAGGUGCUGGUGCUGGCAACGAUACUACAGCAGCUGGAGUCCUUGCUGAUAUUGUUGAUAUCCAGGAUUUAUUUCCUGAAAGUAAAUUUUCUGUAACUAACCUUGAAGAAAAUCAAGAACAAAGAUGAUGAGUGUGUUACAAGCUGUUGCAAGAAAGAGAGGCCAAUUUUCAGGGAAAAUGGUCUUGAGAUAGUUUUGCCCUGGAAAGAUGCUACUUGCUGUUUGGUCAAUACGACUGAAAUGUGUGCAUGCAGAAGAGUUUUUGUGUAUCAACUAAAAUUUGGUGUAGACAAAUUUUACUUAGGUUAUGUUUGUUAUACGGAAUGGUUACUCCAUUUGAAAAAGGAAAUGGCUUUUAUUAUAAAUGGAAGAAUAUGGAAUAAAUUAGCCUUGGUGUUAAGAGUAUUAUAUAAUAAACAUCUAACACGUGGAAUAGCUAUUUCCAUUGCUCAUGGAAAAAUGACUAUUUCAAGACUUGGUCAUUUUACUUUCUUUCAUUUUCAAUAAAAAAAAUUAUUCAUUUUUUUAAUAGAAUAGUCAUUUCGCGUACCAAACGUAACCUUAGUAUAGUCAGUAUAAUAGCUUGUAAUGGCACUUUGGUAUCUACGAAGAGAACCCACUUGAAGCA